Drosophila ficusphila is the source of this 764-nucleotide messenger RNA. RefSeq names its product protein brother. Gene Ontology annotation, cellular component: nucleus; core-binding factor complex. NCBI's taxonomy places the organism in Eukaryota, Metazoa, Arthropoda, Insecta, Diptera, Drosophilidae. The coding region runs from base 63 to 764 and encodes 233 amino acids. The record is from RefSeq and is a predicted model, not a curated record. Gene Ontology annotation, molecular function: transcription coactivator activity; sequence-specific DNA binding. The transcript has a single exon. Gene Ontology annotation, biological process: regulation of transcription by RNA polymerase II.
GUCUCGGUUAUACGCCCUGAAUACCUGCACUCUUAACUCUUAUUUGGUAUAAAUAAGCAAAAAUGUCCCACUGGAGAUCAGAAAACAUUGUUCCUUCAGAGAAUACAGACAGAUUCAAUAUCAUGCAUCAUCACCAGAAUCUCGGAGACGCGACAGCCUUAAACGGAAUGCUGCCGCCUUACGAAGCCAUGGCAAUGUACGAACAGCCAAAACCUCGAUUCAUCUUUAAGAUGCCUCGGGUGGUGCCCGAUCAGAGGUCAAAGUUUGAAAGUGACGAGCUAUUCCGGCGACUGAGCCGAGAAAGUGAAGUGCGUUACACGGGUUACAGAGAACGGGCAGCAGAGGAGCGCCGCUUAAGAUUCAUCAACGAUUGUCGCAAGGGCUAUGCAGAGAUCUCAAUGGUAGCGUCCGGCACCAACCUGCAGCUGUACUUUAACGCCAACCACAAUCCAUAUGCCCAGGAGCAGGAGUGCGAUUUCGAUCGGGAACGUGGCAAAGUACAUCUGCGGUCCAGUUUCAUCAUGAACGGGGUCUGUGUUCGCUUUCGGGGAUGGGUGGACUUGGAUAGACUGGACGGAGUGGCCAGUCUGGAGUUUGACGAAGUACGCGCCCAGCAGGAGGAUGCUCAAUUACAAGAACAGAUCCAAAGCUACAAUCAACGCAUGGCUGAAUCCAAGAGGAUCUACCACACGCCCCAGACUCCACCUGAGGAGCAUCAUCGCAGAGGAGGUCCUGGGAUGCCCGGAGGACCAAUGGGCUGGUAG